AAAAAAAAAAAAACCCUCGCCCCUUCGGCGGGGCGGGUGUGGACGCCUGCGGCCCGGGGCGAGCCCGGCGCCCGGCGCGCGGGGAUGGGGGUCACGGUGGACGUGCGCCAGGUGUACAAGUACCCCUUCGAGCAGGUGGUCGCCAGCUUCCUCCGAAAGAAGAAGAUUAGGUACGACAUGAAGCAGAAUGGUGCAAACGGGAAGAGUACGGGCUCUGACAUCAGCCGGGGGGACCGAGUGCUUCUAGCUGUCUGAGAGGAGUAGUCUGCAGAAACCUUUACCAACUUGGAGUAAUAAAGAGAAGAAAGAACAGGAAUAAAGUAUCCCAACCCCAUGGAUAAAAAUGUCAUCUCUGUAAUAACUGUGGAGGAAAAAAGAGAUGUGUCAACAGGGAUCAUCUAUAGAAAGAGGAUUGCAGUCUGUCAGAAUGUGGUUCCAGAAAUUUUAAGGAAGGUGAGCAUUUUAAAGGUACCUAGUAUCCAGUUGGAAGAGGAAUCGUGGCUCAAUCCUCAGGAAAGAAACAUGGAUAUACGGAGUCACUGCCUUACAUGGACACAGUAUGCAUCCAUGAAGGAAGAGUCUGUCUUCCGGGAAAGUGUGGAAAAUCCAAACUGGACAGAGUUCAUUCAGAGAGGCAGAAUUUCAAUUACAGGGGCUGGCUUUCUCAACUGCAUUUUGGAGACUUUUGCCAGCACAUUCUUAAGACAGGGAGCCCAGAGGGGAAUUAGAAUAAUGGAGAUGCUGCUAAAGGAACAGUGUGGUGCCCCCUUAGCUGAAUAAAGAAUCCGCAGGGACCUGUGUUGUCCUAAUUUGCUCAAGAAUCACUUCUUGGCCCCAACACAUCACUGAUGCAGUUUUUGAAAUCCAACUUUAAGGAUACACUGUUGGCAGCUUCAAGAAGAGGAGACCCUCCUUCCAGGACAUGAAAUGAUACACUCCCCUGGGAGCCUGCCUCAGAUAGUGGCACUCAUGGACAUGAGACCUGCUAGCUGGGUUUUUAUGGCACACUCUCUUUAUGAUUUACAAAUAAAGGAAAAAAAAACCAUAGAAGGUGACAUCUGCCCUUCUUCAGGAUGUCCUGCUGACUGCCUGGUGACAGUGUCAGGGAAGCCAAGGACAGGCUGGAGGCCUGGCGAGUGGUGCUGGUGCCCAUAUGUUAUCAGCCUCAUUGCUCAUGGGAUUCAUGAGAAGAUUCUGGGACGGAUAAAGGAGUUAAACCUGAUGCCUGAUGCAUGAGUGUCCUACAACAGAAAGGAAUAUACCAGGCCAGUGUUGAAGCUAAGCUACAUUUAGAGUAAUGUUUGGUUCUCAGAAAUUGAGAGCAUUUAAUGUCUACCCAUAAGUACUAUUUAACUGUCACCAGUAUGGCUUUUACAAUGUAACCUGUCCACAGUAUGAUUUGGUCUUCUGAAAGAACAUGGGUUGGAGAGCGGGAAGGCAGGGGGUGACUUUGGCAUUAUGUGACAUGGAGCGCAGCAUGAACCUCUCUGUGUUUCCCUGGCAAGUGGGGCUACCUGGGCACAGGUGUUCUGUGUAGUGAUGAUUAGACAAGGAAGGGAGUGUAGUAUGAAAAGCACAGGUUUGGGAAUUUGACAGAACAAGUGUUACCACCUACUAGCUCAAUGAUUGAUCAUCUACAUAAUUUUCAAUUUUUCCAAAGCUCCUUCUUUUUCAUUGCACAACGAGGUUAUAGAAUUAACUUUGUGAGGUGGUCGGAUCGAUUUGGGAUUGUGUGUAUAGAGUGCCUAGUACGCUACCUGUUGCAUAGUAGAAGUCUAGUACCUAGACGCCAUUGCUAUGUGAAACCAUUUUGAAAAUGUACUUUUCAAAUGUAACAUGAGGUAGUAUUACUGUUUGAAAAUUAGGUGACAGUAGUUUGCAUUUACCAUGAUUGGGAGCCAAAAUAUAAGUGCACACCACCUAAUAGGAAGCUUGAAGAGAGGCAGUAAUUUGGAAUUCAUCUGCUUAAGAUAAAAAUUGGGCCAUUACUGGGAAGUCUUGGGGAAAUUGUUCUUUUUUUUUUUAAUAUUUGAAAAUUUUUCCACUUAGUACAGUGAUGAAUAUCAAAGCAAUUUUAUUUUUUAUACAAGCCUGCCACUGUGAGCUUCUUCUUACUGUAUUUGAGCUGUUUGUGCUGCUCGAGUUCUGUCUUUUAGGAUAAUCUCUCUUCAUUUUCUUAGUGUCUCAUUCUUCAGGUGUGUUGGAGAGAAAAUGAAUGGUAGAAACCAGAACAAAACUUUGACUUCUUUUUCCGGUUUGUCAGCGGCAUUUGGUAGGCUUUUGGAAUAAUAGCCCAUUUCGAAAAAUAAGAGGCCAUGUAAAUGAUCACAGAGGUGAGAGGUUAGAAAUCUGUAUGACACUGAAAUAAACUUAAUGCAUCCUACCCAACAACCUACAUCCUCUGAAGCAGGAGUUCUCAGCUUUUGGUGUUCAUUAGAAUCACCUAGGGAAUGUUAUGCACUUUUGCUGAUGAGGGUACAUCCUAGAGCAGUAAGUACAUCAGAAUCUUGGAGAUUCUGGGUGGAACCCAGGCAUCCAUCCAUACUUUUUAAAGCUCCGUAGGUGGUUCCCAUUGGUAACUAGGGAUGCGAACACUAGACUGAAUUCUUGGUGAUUUUCAGACAUUAUCUGAUUUCUUUCUUAACACCUCUGAGGUAGGAAAGGAUAUUUGUAGCAAGAAUUUUUGUUAGAAAUACAAAGAGUGGGGUGCCUGGGUAGCUCAGUCAAUUAAGUGUGUGACUUUUGGUUUCAGCUCAGGUGAUGGUUCAUGAGUUUGAGCCCCGCAUCGGGCUCCACACUAACAGUGCGGAGCCUGCUUGGGAUUCAAUCUCUCUCUCUCUCUCUCUCUCUCUCUCUCUCUCUCUGCCCUUCCCUGCACUCUCUCAAAAUAAAUAAAUAAACUUAAAAAAAAAGAAAUUGAAAGAAUGAAGCAGAAAGAGGACGAAUUUUUGCUAAUUCCUUAAAACCAGGGUGGCCAGUGCAAAUGGCUUUGGGGACCUGGCAGGUGAUCUGAUGAGACAGGCAGGCUGGUGGCGCCUUGGGAGACCCUGGGAACACAUGUCUGUUUAAAGGUGGACAGCUGCUGCCCAGCUCUCACACACUGUUGCCAUGUGGCUGUUUUUUCUAGUUAACUCUAAUUUCCUGUUUUAUAGGAAAAGACAGACUUUUUUUAAAGAAAAGAAUUCUCCCAAUUUUUACAUGCUGGCAGUAAUUCAGAAUUGUUUAAAACAUUGUGCUGGCCAAACCAAACAUGUUUUCCAGUAGUUUCCGUCCUCUGCCUCAAGAGUGUCAAGGCCCAGCCUAAACAUCCCAGUCAGUUUUUAAUUGAUUUGCAUUUCCCCACUCUGGAUGGAAGCUACAUUCUGUCUCUUCUCCAAGACUGCUUUGAAAUGUAUUUUCCUCCCAUUCCCAAGAAAUGCUCUGGAGUUGCUUCAGACACUUAUCCUCUCUCAAUAUUUUUUUUUUUAAGCCUUCUGCAGGCAUCCAUUACUUCAAGCUUCACAUAUAUGUGUUAGAAUUAUUAUGCUCUUUUUAACAUUAAUUAGAGCUUGUUAGAGUUUAUUUUUAUAAUAUGUCAGGAUCCUUUUCCUGUGAGAAAACAUGUAGAGAUGUCAGAAUCAGGAGUACUGCCUUACUGGGCGUAUUAGGAACAUGUGGGAAGGGGUUAAUUCACAGACCAAGCCAGUCUCCUCCUGACCUGGUGUGGCUGCGCCUAAAUCUCGAGGCAGUGAUUUUGUCCAGUGAUUCCCACACUUCUCCUUGAAUCAGAAAUCCUCGGGGGAGGUGUGCUAAAUGCAGGUUCCCAGGCCCUCCGCCAAAGAUUCUGAUUCAUGAAAUCUCAU
This is a messenger RNA of Acinonyx jubatus (cheetah), 3842 nucleotides long. It is a transcript of the gene PRELID2, whose product is annotated as PRELI domain containing 2. Gene Ontology annotation, biological process: phospholipid transport. The coding region runs from base 334 to 780 and encodes 148 amino acids. The transcript is spliced from 9 exons. Gene Ontology annotation, cellular component: mitochondrial intermembrane space. The record is from RefSeq and is a predicted model, not a curated record. Gene Ontology annotation, molecular function: phosphatidic acid transfer activity. NCBI's taxonomy places the organism in Eukaryota, Metazoa, Chordata, Mammalia, Carnivora, Felidae.